Molecule: messenger RNA, 1515 nt
Organism: Spirodela intermedia
Lineage: Eukaryota; Viridiplantae; Streptophyta; Magnoliopsida; Alismatales; Araceae
Source: the annotation of a GenBank genome assembly
AUGAUUUGCUCCCGCGGCGGGUUCCCGAAACUGGAGUCCCUCGUACUUAAUACACUGGACGAGUUAGAGAGGUGGGUAAUUGAGGCCGGGGCCAUGCCCCGCCUGAGGAGGUUGGAGAUCACCUACUGCAGAAAGUUGGCGAUGCUUCCGGAAGGGUUGCAACAGAUGGCUGCAUUGAAGGAGCUCGUUUUGUGGAAUAUGUCCCCUACAAUCUGUUCUAGAACUCAAAAGGAGGGAGAGGACUGGCCCAAAAUCCAACACAUACCUUCAAUCACUACUUCAAAGUCAUUAUCUGCCGGUGAGGACAUGGACUCAUAGCCAAUUCCGUAUUGAGGACAGGAUUGUCCUUUGUCAUCAGGUAAUUUCUCUAACCCUGUGAGGAAACCCGCCAUCUCCAUUUGUGAUAUGCGAUAAUUGUGUGAUGCUAACGAGGAUUGUGUGCUGAGCUGUGGACAUAAAAACAUUCUUAGAACCACACCGACGGUACAUAAACUGUUAGAUAAUCGAAAGUAAGAGAAUUUCACACUUUCAUCAAAAAGCUGUUUUUAGUUUCAGAAAAAUCUCUCAGUAAAUCGAGAUGACUAAAAAAAAAGGAUAAAUGUUCCCAUCAUGGGAAAAAUUAGAGCAAUAUUUCUAUUAAAAUCUUUAAAGCAAGGUAAGAGACUUGAAGUAUCGAAUAUUAAUAGAAAGGUACGAAGGACAGCGAUAACAAAAAUAGCAUCAUUUUCUUAAAUCACUCAUGAAAGAAAAAUGCCAUGUAUUGUUCAUAAGGCCAGAGAUUAGACCUGGAUUUUGUUCAGGUGCUUGGUUGACAAGCCCACCCAAAAAUUUCUAAACAAUAAGUCAUCUUCUACUUGAAGAUGUUAUAGAACACAUUAGGUUCCUCACCCCACGUAGGAUUGAGUAAGGUUCUUGUGAUAAAAUUCGAGUCUCCAAAAUAAUAUACAACCAUCAACUUUCUACUAGAUAGUUCAAGUGGCUAAAAAGUACUGAUCUGUCACUCAUUCCAAAAAAUGACACGAGUAAAAUGUAGGACAUGCUACCAAGCUGCUCUGUCUCCUUUGAGUGAAAAUUAUUGGUUCUUGCUACUCUAAAAAUCUUCCGUUAUGCUAGGGAUCUACUAUUGAAUGUCUCGUAUGUAUAAAAGGCAUUUAUCAUAACUCUUAAGAAAAGAAAAUCCAAGGAGAUUUUUAGUUACCCAAUGUUUCUUCUUCAAAGUUGUGUAAAACGUUAGUAAGCCGAGUAUGCGUGGGUAGCCUCCUGUGAGAAUUCUAUCACAUUGAAGCCUCAUUUUCAAAGGAGAAGAUAAGCUCAUGUAGGAAGAACAUGUUACUUCUGAAUCGUCAAUGUGAGAUGAAAUAGCAUAGAGAUUGAAUGGUGUGAUAUAGCCCACUUGUUCCUAGUUUCUUGGGUUAAAACAAAGAAUGUUAUCAUCAGUCUUUGUUAAUGAGCCCUGCCACAUAUUCCCAUGCUCCCUUAAUCUUUUUUUCUUUCACAAUUCCUCAUGAUUCCUAA